AUGUGCGGCAGUCACGAGAUCUGUUAUGGCACGUUAUACGAUGCUUUGGCAAAGCCAGUCGGUAAUACAACCGUCUUGAGGAACACAGCGUCAACUCAAAUGUCAAGUUCGUAUGCGUCUUUUCAUUUGCAACAUAUGGGCGGAGUAGUGAAGCUUUGUUCUGAAGAUGGCGUCAAAUUUGCGAUUCUGGAUGCUCAAACGACUUCGAAGCUCCAAGUAGUGGAUCAAAUCGCAGAGACGCGGUCCGAGGCAGUUGUUGAACUUCGCAGCAUUGUCAAGCGUAAAUCAAAGUCCAGAGAGCCGUUCAACCUCACAGUCAACAUUUUUGGGCCUCGAAAUGCUGCAGAUGAGGUCUCACUGGCGCUUUCGAGGAUUAGUGUCUUCCUUCAGCAUCCACAAGCCCUGGAUAGCCAUAUCGACUACCACAAUCCAGACAUUUUGGUGUUUCCUGGAGAUGAGCUGGUAAUGAGGAAAUACAUCGGCGACGGUAUGCGCUUUAUCCUCAAGCGAGAAGAUGAGACAUUCUGUAAAUACCUGUCAGCACGGAUCUGCACCACUGCCGGUAUCCAGCAUUCCCAAUAUGAAGAGGGUCGGGCAGUUCUUGGCGGUAUGAUUGCAGAUGUAAUGGGGCUUGGAAAGACACUCACCACCCUCGUCUCAAUAUUGCGGUCAUCCUCAAAGGCGUCUGAAUUUCAUUUUGCCAGGCGAGCCUUUCGUGAGCAGGAUGAGAUCCGAACCAAGUCGACAUUAGUAGUCGUCCCAUCUGCUCAGCUACUGGAGAAUUGGGAGUCCGAGAUUGAAUCACACUUUUUCCACGGUGUUCUUCGACACGUACGCUUCCACGGACAGAGUCGACCGAAAGAGGCUGAGGCUCUCCAAAAAUACGACAUAGUUUUAACUACUUAUGCGACAUUAGCCGCCGAUCAUGGUGGUCAGGGUCUCAUGUAUCGCAUGGAAUGGUACCGGAUCGUGCUAGACGAAGCUCAUUGGAUCCGGAAUUCCUCAUCGAAGCAAUUCAAGGCUGCCGCGGAGCUUAACAGCAGGAGAAGAUGGUGUCUGUCCGGGACGCCAAUCCAAAACAGACUGGACGACCUUGCGUCGCUAGCUCAAUUCCUGCGGAUUCACCCUGUUUCGUCGAAAGAUCUAUUUCAGAAGUAUAUUUUUGCGCCUCUCGCGAACACAACCCCUAACUCGAAGCCACUCCGGGCAUACAUGGAGGCUUAUUGUCUGCGGCGGACCGAAUCCUGUCUUUCCUUGCCGGCAAACCGUGAGGUGACUAUUGCUCUUCGCUUGUCAAAGGCAGAGCGAGAAUUAUAUGAUCAAGUAUUGGACGACACUCGACGACAAAUUGAUGACUUGAUCAGCACGGGAAAGAAUUUACGCUGUACCAAACUGUUUACAGCCCUAAUGCGACUGCGGAUGAUUUGCAAUUUGGGGACAUUUCCUAUGGGGAGCACUGACGAGACCUGGGCUUAUGAUUCCACAUUAGGACGCUCAAAAAGCCAGUACCAAUGCGAGCGAUGCUCCACAGUGGACGAAGAUACCCUGCUGCUUCUAUCCACUAUUAUCUUUUCGUACUGGAAGACCACCUUGCGUGUUCUAGCUCGGCUUUUGACUCUUGCUGGCAUCAGCUACAUUCAAGUCGACGGGGAAACAAGCUAUGCGGAUAGAUCAGAAAAUCUGAAGGCUUUUAGAGAAGACCCAGGCUUGCUCGUCAUUCUGAUGACCAUCGAGACUGGUGCUUGGAAUCCCUCAAUAGAGGAGCAGGCGGUCGCCCGAGCUCUCCGGAUGGGCCAAAAGUCCGAAGUCAACAUUUACCGAUAUGUGAUGCAGAAUACCGUUGAACAGAACGUUGUCAAUCUCCAAAAGAGAAAGUCAGGUCUAGCGAAAUUCACACUUGCCACAGGGGCAGACGACAAUAUCUCGAAUACUCUACAGGAGCUGGAGACUAUUCUAGACUUGAAACCUCAAAAGAGGCCUGCUAGUGAAAUGAAAUGA
Diaporthe amygdali is the source of this 1998-nucleotide messenger RNA. RefSeq lists its product as uncharacterized. Gene Ontology annotation, molecular function: ATP-dependent chromatin remodeler activity; ATP binding. The transcript has 10 exons. Lineage: Eukaryota; Fungi; Ascomycota; Sordariomycetes; Diaporthales; Diaporthaceae. The record is from RefSeq and is a predicted model, not a curated record. The coding region runs from base 1 to 1998 and encodes 665 amino acids.